AUGGCGUCAGACGAGGACUAUGACGACUUUAAUCUCCCUCCAGAGACCCAGCGUCCAUUUACCUCGGGUAUCCGUCGCAAACCAGUGCCAUUCGUGCGCUCCUCCAACCUCGACACAACCUCAACUCCAUCCACAUCCUCCGGCCGCAGCAUCGCAGACACAUACCUCUCAAUUGUGAUGAAACAAGCACCAAGCACUUCACCAAGUACCCCUGCACAUGCACCCUCACCUACUCGAGCAACGAACUCGGCCCCGGCAACCGCACAAGCUACCCCACUCUCAGAACCAAUCCCCGAACCAGCUCCGGAGCUCUGUGAUGUAUGCAAGCUGCCCCUCGGGACAAACCCCAGCACUCCGCACGAAGCGUCCCUCGCACAUCAAGUCUGUGUCACCCAUUCACAUCCCCCAUCCCACAUAGACCGCACCCGCGCAGGCUUCCGCUACCUCGCGAACCAAGGCUGGGAUCCUGACGAGCGCUUGGGUCUCGGCGCAUCGGGUCGCGAGGGUAUUCGCGAGCCUAUCAAGGCGAGUAUGAAGUUUGACACUGCUGCUUUGGGAACGGGAUUUGACCAAGACGGGGACCCUUUGCCGAAGAAACCGGCGCCUGUUAAGGUGCAGAAGUUGAACGCCAAGCAGGUCAGAAAGAAAGCUGCCGAGGACAAGGCGAGGGGCGAGAGGAUAAUGAGGGCUUUCAAUCAGGAUGAAAGGGUUCUGAAGUAUUUGGGGGAGGAUAUUUAA
Messenger RNA from Penicillium brevicompactum, 738 nucleotides. RefSeq names its product putative G-patch domain protein. The coding region runs from base 1 to 738 and encodes 245 amino acids. Lineage: Eukaryota; Fungi; Ascomycota; Eurotiomycetes; Eurotiales; Aspergillaceae. Gene Ontology annotation, molecular function: nucleic acid binding. The transcript has a single exon. The record is from RefSeq and is a predicted model, not a curated record.